UCCGGUGGCUGCUGGGGAACCCGCGCUUGGUGCGAGGUCGCUGCUCUCUGCCGUCCUGAGCGGGAGCCCGCGCGCGGCGAGUUCUCAGGUGAAAAAUUAAGUGUUGGAGCUGAGUCUAAUGUUAAAUAAUGGCAACAGGUGACUUAAAAAGAAGCUUACGGAAACUAGAACAAGCACUUCGCUCGUUAAAUUAUCCUAAAGAGGUGGAUUAUGUUGGUUUGAUAAAAGGAGACACAGCAGCAGUUUUGCCCAUCAUCAGCUAUUCUCUUACCUCAUACUCUCCCUACGUAACAGAACAUCUCAUGGAAUGCAAUGUAGAGCUCAUAGCAAAGAAUGACCUACGCUUUACAGAUACUGUCUUUAAGUCUUUUUCCUCUUUACAGCUUCUUCGUGAUCAAUUUGAUUAUAAACCAAUUUUGACGAAAAAGCAAUUUAUGCAACAUGGGUUUGCAGAAUGGAAAAUUGAGAUUAUUUGUGAUAUUUUGAGUUGUGUGAUGAAAAAGCACAAGGAAUUGUCUCGUGUUGAUAAGAAACCUUCACAACCAAAAAAGAAAAUUUCUGCUCACUCAGAACCUUCAUCAAGCAAUGAGAGAACACCUGCCAAACCUGUUGACAUUGAUGUCACUGGCAGAUUGAUGACUUCAGGAAAGAAGAAAGCUCUGGUGAUUCGCCACCUGUAUAAUGAAAAUGAUGUUAACAUUCCUGAAGAUACAGAAAACUCAGUCACAGAUGAUAAUGAAAUAUGUGAUGUGUCAGACUUAAAGGCUUCUGCAGUAAAGGUUACUGAAGCACAGGUCUCUGAAACCAAGGCUGAGGAGGAAGGCAUAAAAAGUAAUCGCGAGAUUACUGCACUACAAACUAUGCUUGCGGAAUGUCAAGAAAAGCUUACUAAGUUGUCUUGCAUAGAGAAAAGGCUGGACUGUUUGGAAGAAGCAAUGAAAGGAAAAGUGAUAGUAGAUGAAAAGACCUGGACCAAUCUUCUAAGUCGGAUCACUCUUCUUGAAACAGAAAUGCUUUUGUCUAAAAAGAAUGAAUAUGUAGAGGUUAAUGCAGUGAGUGACAACUAUACUUCCAGUGGUAACAUAGAUCUGGUGACUCUUGAUGGAAAAAUCAAAAUGGAGAGGCCAGCAAAUAUUCCUCUGUCCUCUGGUUAUAAUACACAGUCGCCAGAUUCAACCCCCAGAACCUCGACUAUUAAUUACUGUGGUUUGAAAGAUAUCUCAGAGGAAACAACAAUCCAGAAAAUGGAAAGGAUGAAAAAAAUGUUUGAAGAAACUGCAGAGUUAUUAAAAUGCCCAAGUCACUAAAUGUAGAAUUUUCUGCAUGAACAUCUGUAGGACUUUGACUACUGUACAUGUUGUAUAUUUUAAGAACUUUCUGUGUAGUUGUAAUAUAUUAUAAUAUUUUAUUAAGAAUUUGUAUCCAUUUGGUAUAUGAGUUUUUCCAUUCAUUAUUGAAUAAAUACUUUAGUAUUUUUGAGCUAUUCUUAUACUAAUUUACUCUCUCCCUUUUCUUAGGAAAAACUUAUGGUCUAGUACAUUGCUUUUACAGAAUGAAGUCAUUACAACAAGCACUGUAUUUUUGUGUUGACAUUUGUUGGCAGUGUGCUAAGUAAUAUGUUUUUUAAAGUACAGGCUUGAGGAUCAUAGUUUACAUCCUGUUGGAAGCGUUCCAGCUAGGACUUGCAUAUUGUACCCCAGAGGCUCAGACGUACCGUCUUGCCAUCUGUGCUGAUGAGUAAGUUGUAGUGAAGUCAGAAGCACUCAUUGACGAAUAAAACAAAAGCACGGCUAUUUCAUGCUCAGUCAAAAAGUAGUAAUAUUAACACUGAGAAAGUAAGGCUGGAGUUCUUUUGUGGUGAAACAGGUCCGCAGAUUCACUGUGAGAAAUGGAGUAAUUCAGUGCUGUGCUCUGUAGCACGUUUUAGGAGCAGCAGCGCAGACACCCCUGUGGGCAGCCGGGGUUUGCGGAUGCACGGAGGUUUCCCGUUCUGUUUUAGUGAGAAGAAAUUGUAAAAAUUUUCUGAGAGAGAAAGCCUUAGAGGAAAGUAAAUAAGGAGACAAUUAAAUUCAUUUUAAAUUUUUCUAUGUAAACGUCUUUUUCUAACUUUGUAAAUAAAAAUAUAAUAAUCUUGGGAAAUCAAGAAAAUUGACUAUUCCUGUGAGAAUAAAGCACUUUUCUUUCUUAUGAUCACAUGAUUAUAUUUUAUUUAUUCAUCUGUAUCUAUUAUGUGUAAUUCAACAUUGCAAAUAUAAAAUAUUUAAGAUACAGGUAAA
Molecule: messenger RNA, 2276 nt
Organism: Chinchilla lanigera (long-tailed chinchilla)
Lineage: Eukaryota; Metazoa; Chordata; Mammalia; Rodentia; Chinchillidae
Gene: Cep44
Product: centrosomal protein 44kDa
Exons: 11
Coding region: 129-1307 (392 amino acids)
Cellular component (GO): spindle pole; centrosome
Source: RefSeq, a predicted model, not a curated record